Molecule: messenger RNA, 7654 nt
Organism: Mus musculus (house mouse)
Lineage: Eukaryota; Metazoa; Chordata; Mammalia; Rodentia; Muridae
Gene: Mllt6
Product: myeloid/lymphoid or mixed-lineage leukemia; translocated to, 6
Exons: 20
Coding region: 451-3780 (1109 amino acids)
Biological process (GO): regulation of DNA-templated transcription; positive regulation of protein export from nucleus; positive regulation of gene expression
Cellular component (GO): cytoplasm; nucleus
Molecular function (GO): histone binding; nucleosome binding
Source: RefSeq, a predicted model, not a curated record
AGCGGAGGCGCGCGGCCAUGGCUGCCGCGGCCGGGCAGGGGGGCCGGGGGGGCGGCGCGUGAGCGGGCGGCGCGGGGCGGGCGGGCGCCCGCGAUGUGCCACUCGGCGCCUCCCCCGCCGGGCCCUGCUUGCACCGCGGCCGGGCGGCUCUGGUAGCCGGCGAGCGGCGCGGAAGGGGAGCGCGGCGCGCGAGUCUCAUUGUUGGGGGGGGGGGGCCCGUCGGGGCAUGAGGGCGAGAGCACGGCGGGGGGGGCGGCCAGACAGAGCGAGCGAGGAGGAGGAGGAGGACGCCGAGGAGGAGGAAGGAGGAGGCAAAGAAAAGAAGCGGCGGCGGCGGCGGCGGAGGAGGGGGCGAGGAGGCGCGCGGCCCCCGCUCCCUCCCUCCCCCCCUGACCCCCGACCCCCGCCGGCCGGCCCCCAGCCCCAGCCCCGGAGGGAGCUCAUGGGAGUAUGAAGGAGAUGGUAGGAGGCUGCUGCGUAUGUUCGGACGAGAGGGGCUGGGCCGAAAACCCGCUGGUCUACUGCGAUGGGCACGCGUGCAGCGUGGCCGUCCACCAAGCUUGCUAUGGCAUCGUCCAGGUGCCAACAGGACCCUGGUUCUGCAGGAAAUGUGAAUCUCAGGAGCGUGCAGCCAGGGUGAGGUGUGAGCUGUGCCCGCACAAAGAUGGGGCAUUGAAGAGGACUGACAAUGGAGGCUGGGCCCAUGUGGUGUGCGCCCUCUACAUCCCGGAGGUGCAGUUCGCCAACGUGCUCACGAUGGAGCCCAUCGUUCUGCAGUACGUGCCUCAUGAUCGCUUCAACAAGACCUGUUACAUCUGUGAGGAACAGGGCCGGGAGAGCAAAGCUGCCUCGGGAGCCUGCAUGACCUGUAACCGCCACGGAUGCCGACAAGCUUUCCAUGUCACCUGUGCCCAGAUGGCUGGCCUGCUGUGUGAGGAAGAAGUCCUGGAGGUGGACAACGUCAAGUACUGCGGCUACUGCAAAUACCACUUCAGCAAGAUGAAGACAUCCCGGCACUCCAGCGGGGGAGGAGGAGGAGCAGGAGGAGGCAGCAGCGGCGGGGGAGGAGGUGGCAGCAGUAGUGCCAGCGGUGGUGGAGGUGGCACCGGGGGAGGCAGCGGCAACAGCUUCCUUAGCGGCAGGAGAAGCCGGUCAGCCUCGCCAUCCACCCAGCCGGAGAAGCACCCUACCCACCAUGAGAAGGGCCAGAAGAAGAGUCGAAAGGACAAAGAACGCCUUAAACAGAAGCACAAGAAGCGGCCUGAGUCCCCCCCCAGCGUCCUCGCCCCGCCUGCGGUUCCCACUGCUGAUAAGGUCUCCUCAGCGACUUCUUCCUCCCACCAUGAGGCCAGCACUCAGGAGACCUCUGAGAGUAGCAGGGACUCAAAGGGGAGAAAGUCUUCCAGCCAUAGCCUGAGUCAUAAGGACAAGAAACUGGGCACUGGGAAAGGUGUGAGCAGUUUCACCUCCGCUUCCUCCUCUUCCUCCUCCUCUUCCUCUUCCUCCUCUUCCUCCUCUGGGGGCCCUUUUCAGCCUGCAGGCUCGUCUCUGCAGAGCUCUCCUGACUUUGCAGCGUUCCCCAAGCUGGAACAGCCGGAGGAAGACAAAUAUCCCAAGCCUGCGGACCCCACCCCGCCGGCCCCUCCCUCGCCCACGGCCCCUGAGCCCCCAAAGGCUGACCUCUUUGAACAGAAAGUUGUCUUCUCUGGCUUUGGGCCCAUCAUGCGCUUCACCACCACCGCCUCCAGCUCCAGCCGGGCCCGAGCCCCUUCACCUGGAGACUAUAAGUCUCCCCAUAUUACCGGGGCCGGGGCCUCAGCAGGCACCCACAAACGGAUGCCCGCACUGAGUGCCACCCUUGGACCUGCUGAGGAGGCCCCUGAGACCACCCUGAAGGAGAAGAAACACAAAGCCAGCAAAAGGAGCCGACACGGGCCAGGCCGACCCAAAGGGAGCAGAGGCAAGGAGGGUGCUUCAGGCCCGACUGCCUCCCUCCCUGCGGCUCAGCUCGCUGGCUUCACUGCCACUGCGGCCUCACCCUUCUCUGGGGGCUCCCUGGUCAGCGCUGGCCUGGGGGGUCUGGCCUCCCGUACCUUUGGGCCUUCAGGAAGCUUGCCCAGCUUGAGCUUAGAGUCAUCUCUGCUGGGGGCAGGCAUCUAUACCAGUAAUAAGGAUCCCAUCUCUCAUGGUGGAGGGAUGCUGCGGGCUGUCUGCAGCACCCCACUCUCUUCCAGCCUGCUGGGGCCCACAGGAACCUCAGCCUUGCCGCGCCUCAGCCGGUCCCCCUUCACCAGCACCCUUGCAUCCUCUUCUGCUUCCAUCUCCACCACUCAGGUGUUUUCUCUGGCUGGCUCAACCUUCAGCCUCCCUUCAUCCCACAUCUUUGGAACCCCCAUGGGCACUGUUAACCCCCUCCUCACCCAAGCGGAGAGCAGCCACACAGAGCCAGACCUAGAAGACUGCAGCUUCCGGUGUCACGGGACCUCCCCCCAGGAGAGUCUCUCUUCCAUGUCUCCCAUCAGCAGCCUCCCUGCGCUCUUCGACCAGACGUCGGCGCCCUGUGCGGGUGGCCAGUUAGACUCCACAGCCCCCGGGACAACCAACAUGGAGCAGCUGCUGGAGAAGCAGGGUGACGGAGAGGCUGGUGUCAACAUUGUGGAGAUGCUGAAGGCCCUGCAUGCGCUGCAGAAGGAAAACCAGCGGCUGCAGGAGCAGAUCCUUAGCCUGACAGCGAAGAAGGAGCGGCUCCAAGUCCUCAACGUGCAGCUCUCCGUUCCCUUCCCCGCCCUGCCUGCUGCCCUGCCGGCCACUAACGGCCCCAUCCCAGGGCCCUAUGGACUGCUUCCUCAAGCUGGCAGCAGUGACUCCCUGAGCGUCAGCAAGAGCCCUCCCGGGAAGAACAGCCUCGGCCUGGACAAUUCCCUGUCCACCUCUUCCGAGGACCCACACUCAGGCUGCCCGAGCCGCAGCAGCUCUUCGCUCUCCUUCCACAGCACGCCCCCACCGCUGCCCCUGCUCCAGCAGAGCCCGGCUACUCUGCCCUUGGCCCUGCCUGGGGCUCCUGCCCCACUCCCACCCCAGCCACAGAACGGGCUGGGCCGGGCGCCUGGAGCAACGGGGCUGGGAGCCAUGCCCAUGGCUGAGGGGCUGUUGGGUGGGCUGGCAGGCAGCGGGAGCCUGCCCCUCAAUGGGCUUCUGGGAGGGUUGAAUGGGGCUGCUGCUCCCAACCCCGCGGGCUUGAGCCAGGCUGGCGGGGCCCCCACGCUUCAACUGCCAGGUUGUCUCAACAGCCUGACAGAGCAGCAGAGACACCUCCUUCAGCAGCAAGAGCAGCAGCUGCAGCAACUGCAGCAGCUCCUGGCCUCUCCACAGCUGACCCCAGAGCACCAGACUGUGGUCUACCAGAUGAUCCAGCAGAUGCAGCAGAAACGGGAGCUGCAGCGGCUACAGAUGGCUGGGGGCUCUCAGCUGCCCAUGGCCAGUCUACUGGCUGGAAGCUCCACCCCACUGCUGUCCGCGGGCACCCCUGGCCUGCUGCCCACAGCAUCAGCCCCACCCCUGCUGCCUGCUGGAGCCCUGGUGGCCCCUUCACUGGGCAGCAAUACAAGUCUAAUGGCUGCAGCGGCUGCAGCCGCAGCGGUGGCGGCGGCAGGCGGACCUCCAGUCCUCACUGCUCAGACCAACCCUUUUCUCAGCCUGCCUGGGGCAGACGCCAGUGGGAAUGGCCCCAAAGGAGGGACCGCUGACAAAGGAGCCUCAACCAGCCAGGAAAAAGGCUAACUCCAUCUGCCCCUACCUACCCCUACAUGGCUUGAGGGUCCUUGUCUGGAGUGGGCAACUGGGCCCAGACUCUGGAAAGCCAGGCCCAGGGCCUGUGCUGAUCCCCAGGGAGUGCAUGCCUGGCGUUCCAGGUGCACAUGGAGGAGAGAGACUGGAGGGAGCCCUUCACCUGGCCCACCCCUCACUGCACUGGCUGCUUCAGAGGGUCGGGAGGACAGGCUCCUAGCCUGCCUAGGAGACCCCAUCCUCCGCAGAUGCCUAGGGGCCCCCAAAGAGCAAAGUAGGUCUCAGCAUGAGAGAUGGAGGGUUGGUUGGACCUACCACAUAAACCAAUCAGCACUUGAAUGGGGAAGGUGGAAGAAGGGUGGACCCCCAGGCCUAUCCCUGUGUGGAAAUUUCUUACGGAGAAAGGGCUGGGCCCACCUGACCUUCCGUUUCUUCCCAGCAGAAGGGAUCCAUCCCUUUGACUGUUUCUUAUCAUCCCUUCCCACUGAGGGUCACAAGCUGAGCUUGGAAAAGCCUACAGAUGUGGGGGGCUGAGGAAGGGCAGGACAGCACUUCUUGGGGCCCCAUGAUGGGGCUGGCUGGGGACGUCCCGUGCUGACCUGGGUGCCCUGCCCCUUUUUGCACUAUUGGCUUGAGGAGUGCCGAGGGUGGGGAGAGGGGGCUGCCUGACUCCACAGAUUGUGAGUGUGUGAGUGUGUGUGUGAGUGAGAGAAAAAGAGAGAGAUGGUUAGUCUGUUUAACCUGUCUGUCUAUCUGUCAUUUCUUCCUCUGGACCUGGGGCAGCCAAGGGCAAGGACAGGAGCAGUGGCCAGUACUGGGGCAGUGGCCAGUACCGGGGCAGUGGCCAGUACCAGGGCAGGAGCUCCUAGCUCUUGCAUCCUCUACCCCCUCACCAACUCUGCUCCUUUUCCAGGGCAUGAAUGGUUAACUUAUAAAAAACAUAAAACAAACAACAGACCAGUACCUCCAGUAUUGGAGAAUUCCUAGGGGCUGGGGGCUCUGAAUCAGGGUAAUACCCUACCUUCCCUCCCCUCUACCCCACCUCAGGGCCCCUCAGGGCCUCCUCCCCCACUGUUAGUUUGAUCAGUCCUGGCACAAGAGAGUAGGGGAGGGGUAAAGUGCCACUUCUUUUUAGCAAAAGUCUCCCUCUCCGAAGUAGCUAGCCUGCCUCUUGAAUCCUUUCACCAGCUAGUAGAGCCACUUAAGCUAACAACCACCCCUUACCCCACCAGCUAUUUUCCAGGGUGUAGUAAUAAGUGGCAGAGACUUUCUGCCCAGGGCGGUAAUGAAAAACGUUGAGUGGGACACGGAGCACCGCCAAGGAGGCCUUGUGUCCCUUUUGGUUGCACUGGCUGGGACUGAGGGUCAGUUCCAGUUUCCCUUGCUCAUGUCUGUGGGUCUCUGCAUGUGUGCAUUUUGGUGUGUUUACGUUUGAGUUUUGUUGUUGGGGGUUUUUUUUGUUGUUGUUGUUUUUUUUUUUUUUUGCUUGUUUGUUUUGGUUUUUUUUUUUUUUUAAUAAAGAAAAGGUGUAUAUUUUUGGCAAGGACAGAAACGUAGUACAGAUAUAUUUUUGCCUGUGCUGCUCAACUGUUGUCCCUCACUCCCACCCCCCAUGAUCUGGGAAAUACUAUUCCUGUUGAUAAGACAGGAAUAAGAUAGGAUAAGAUAGGAUGGGCCGGGACCCUUCAGAGGCAACCCUUUGACACUUGGAAGGACUUUGGGGGACAGUUGAGAUGACCUCAGAAAUACUUUUCUAACUGCUAUUACUAGAAAGACAUCUUCAUCUCUUCCGCUCUUGUAGACCUCCUUGUCUACGAGCCAGUGAUUCUUCAGAUUCGUCUACGACCUUUUUAUCCAGGCCCACACCCUUGCCCCACGCAGAGCCAAGUACCCUGCAUUGUGGCGCAGGGGUGCUCGGGGCUCUGGAACUCUGUUCUCAGCAGUUCCCUGGGCUCCUUUCCCUGUUCUGGGCCAGGCAGGAUGCCCUAACAGAGUCAGGUCAGGCUUGCAGAGGCCUCUGGGCUGGAUGGUUUGGUGUUGGCUCCUCUUUUUUGGGGGUGGGGUGGGGUGGGGAGGCGUUUUUCGAGACAGGGUUUUCUCUGUGUAGCCCUGGCUGACUUAGAACUGGCUGUGUAGACCAGGCUGGCCUCAGACUCAGAUCUGCCUGCCUCUGCCUCCAGAGUGCUGGGAUUAGAGGCGAGCUGGUGGUGCUAUUCCAUAUCCUGAGACAUGAGGAGAGGUGUGGCCUGGUGCCGCAGCACAGGGAGAAUUAGGGUCCUUGGGAGGGACCAGGGUUCUGCAAAAUGGCUCUGAUGACCUCACCUUUUUUUUUUUUAAAGACAAGGUCCCAAGUGCUGGGGUUAAAGGCGUGCGCUACCACGCCCGGCACAAGGUCUACUCUUAAUGUAGCUUUGGUCGUCCUGGAACUUGCUAUGUAGACCAGGCUGGCCUCAGCCUCCUGAGUGCUGGGAUUAAAGGUGUGUGCCACUAUGUCUGGCUUUGGUCCAUUUUUUUUGAUAAAGAGCUUGGUAGAAGGAGAGAAAGGAUGCAGAUUUGGGGCCAUCUCUAUCUGGGAGGGGGAGGAUGUGGUUUGCAGAGCGGAAGUGGAGUCUCAGAAUGCAUGAGUGGAUCUUAAUGUCACCACCCUAAGUGAGAAGAGGUGAGCGGGUGACAGAUGCUGAGCCUGUGCCCACCAGGGCAGGGGUGGCUGGGUCAUGGCUGAUGGAUGCUGAUCAGGGGGUCAUUGGAGCUGGCUUUACAGGCUACUGCUCUAAACCUAGGAGUGACGUGACCUCAGCAACAGCAGUGACAAGCCUUUGUACCUGGCCUUCUGGUCAUAACUGCCUGACUGUCAAGCCUUUUAGCUGCAGCUGGUUGGCUGGCUGUCCCUGUGUGUGUGGUGAGUGUGGUGGUGUGAGUGUAGUAGGGUUGUGCCCGUGGCGGGAAGGUAUCUAUGUAGCACUGACUGUCUUAGCUCUGAGCUGACGAAUCCUCCACAGACAAUGACACUUUAAGGGUUGCCUUUAAGAGAAGAAAUAAAUUGUAUGUCCCAUCCCCCUCUCCCUCAUCCCCCAGCUUGUGGGUGUCCCUCUCAAGCUCCUGGGUCUACUGCUGGUGAUCCCUUCCCUUCCUUGUGUGAAGACCCAGGGAGUUCCCACCCUAGACUCCUAGGAAGGGCCUAGACAAAUGAGAGCCCAAAGAGGCUACCAGUUCCAUUUCCUCUUCCCACCCUGGAAAUGCUGACCUGUUUUCAGAGACACAGGCCCGCCCUGCUAGUCUCAGUCAUCCCAAGAGUGCAGAGGGCCAAAGGGAGUAACAGACUGCUGGUGCCUGGGGAGAGGUGCCCACUAGGACAGAGGGAGGUGGGGCCAGGGAGAGGUGCCCGCUAGGACGGAGGGAGGUGGGGUCAGGGAGUCCCUCUGUUCCCUCCAGCCGCUUCCUCCUGGAUUACAGGUGUGUCUAGUUCCCAGCAGACCACCUUGUCUUGACCUACUGAAGCGUUGGGGACUGAGGACCGUCCUCUUUCUCCUGUGUUCACUUUCUCCAGCCCCACUUGGGACUGAAGACCCGAAGGACUGUGGCUCCCUUCCUUCCAUCCCAGCCUGUUUCCAUGUAGCAGACCCUUCCUAAGGGAGCAAGGAAGGGAAGCCACAGAUUGCAAACCCAGGGGCUCAUUUUUCAUUCUUUCUGAAACCUUUAUAUCCUCAGCCCAAGAGACGGUGUUCCCCUGCGACCUCCAAGCCUGGAAUUGUGCAUAGCCUGGGUCUUGUAUCUUUGUAUAACGGAUGUUAUUUGUACGAAGGGCAGUUCGUAAACAGCACUUGUUCUUUUAAUAAAAGAAUGUUUUACUAAAAAAAGAAAAUCCAAA